AUGGAAUCGCAGCGGGAAAUGGGCAUGUUCGGCGACGAUCUCGGAGAGAGAUUGGAGCAUGAUUGUAGGUUCAGCAUCCAUGCAAGUGAGCGGAGUGACAUGCUUUCGAUUACAUCAGAGGUUAGCCGAAGGUUAUUUCGUCAGAAGAGCAGAUCUAGAGGUUAUUUUGCUCAUAUGGACUCAGGCGGUAUUCGUAGUUGGACACGAAGCGUUGAUGGGGAAUCUGGAGCCGAAAAGCAUACUCGCGUAACAAAGGCCCUGUCGUGCCAAGAAACCGUUGGAAAACCUACCGGUACUAGCGGAAUCUACAGGCUGCGAACACAGCCAGGUGGCAUCAUCUUCCGCAUCUCACACUACCGCGGCGGAAAAAAGGUGGUGGACGAUGGGCUAAAGCUUCCGUUCCGCGCUUGGAUUGACGAUAAGCGCGCAGGGCGGGCCGGCAGCGGAAGGCUCGCUAACGCGCCAUGGGCCAAUCCACCACCACCCUGGACACAUGUGCGCUUUUCGUCCGCCAAAAGGGACGGGUUUCGAGAAAGUUUGCUGGUGGGAAGUGGUUGCUGUGGAGGACAACGAGUGGCCGACAUUACGCUGGUAGCGGAGGAUGAUCUACUUUGUCGAGCUGGACCAUGCUUGGACACGCCCGUCCUCUGUUCGCAUCAAUCACCACGCAAAGAGCCGCACGAGGCAUCGGUGACAUCACAGACGGUACAGCUGCGGUCAGCUUGCAAAAGACAGCCACUAUGGUACAUCCGUCGUGUCGGACAGAUUUACCUGGAUGCCUCUAACAGAACCCUCAAUCUGUGGCCGGAACAGGCACGUUCUACCAUACACAGCAUUCGCCGUAUCCGCCGUAUCCGAGAGGCAGGAUUGCCUACCACAGUACUCAUGGUAACACCACUGCAACAGAUGGCUAGAGCAUGCAAGAUUAUGUCAUGGCGAGGAUAUGCAACAGUUCCCGUACCCGAGGACUCGACGCUUGCCGAAUUGGGUGUGCACGAUACCGGCCAGGGAUCCCAUCCGUCUCCGGUUCACCAGCCGAGACGUGUGUCAGCCGGACAAUGGACCAAUGUCACUGCUAAGGCGGACGUUGAAUCCUCGACUUUAUCUGCUGGUCCCCUCCUGCCCUGGCGGUGUCAAUUCAUCAACCAAGUUCGCUCUGUUGUUAGCUGCCCUUCUAUUGUCCUUUUAAUACUCCUUCUCUAUCCCCUUCUUUCACCUAGGCCAACAGAGCAAACACCGAGGCGAGAACCGCCCAUCAUGAAUCCCUCUGGGACAUACGGCGCCAACUACGAUCAGGAAGGCCGUUCGUUUGAGCGACACGUUCGAGAUAACCACCCCGAAUCAGAAUCAGAUGCAUCAACAAUAGCAGCAAAAGCCGAUGGCUCCACGAGGAGCAAUGAAGGCCCGCAACCCAAGGACUCAUCAUACAUGGCCGACCAGACCGCCGAUGAGGAACUCGAGACAGCCAGGAGAGAAGAGGAGGUCCACCAACUCGCAAGAGCCCUGACUACCCAGAGUCAAGCUGUGGCAGCUCAACAAAACCCCUUCAAUGCCGCGCCCAACUCCGCCCUGGAUCCCUUCGGGGAGAACUUCAAUGCUCGCGCUUGGACCAAGGCUAUGCUCAACUUGCAACAGCAAGAUGAGGGAGCACCUCCUAUCCGCACCGCUGGUAUUGCAUUCCGUGACCUGAACGUCCAUGGUUUUGGGGCAGACACCGAUUAUCAAAAGAGUGUCGGUAACAUCUGGCUUGAAGGACCCGGACUGGUCCGCCAGAUGAUGGGCGACAAAGGUCGCAAGAUCAAUAUCUUGCAACACCUUGAUGGCUUGGUGGAAGCUGGUGAGAUGUUGGUCGUACUUGGACCCCCAGGGUCCGGUUGUUCGACCUUCCUCAAGACUAUUACCGGAGAGACCCACGGUUUUACUGUCGACUCAGCGUCUCACCUCAAUUACCAGGGUGUCGAUGCCGAGCUGAUGAACAAGAACUACCGUGGUGAAGCCAUUUACACCGCAGAAGUCGACGUGCAUUUUCCAACAAUAACUGUCGGUGACACACUAAGCUUCGCCGCCCAGGCUCGACGUCCUCGCAACAUUCCCGGUGGCGUCAGUGUCAAGCAAUAUGCUCAACAUCAGCGCGAUGUCAUCAUGGCUCUUUACGGUAUCUCCCAUACUAUCAACACAAAGGUCGGAAAUGAUUUCAUUCGCGGAGUGUCUGGAGGUGAGCGAAAGCGAGUAACCAUUGCCGAGGCUUCCCUCAGUCGCGCGCCUCUCCAGGCUUGGGACAACUCCACUCGUGGUCUGGACUCUGCCAACGCCGUCGAAUUCGUCAAGACUCUUCGCAUGGAGACGGAGAUCAUGGGAACUACCGCUUGUGUCGCCAUCUACCAGGCACCCCAGGCUGCCUAUGAUUUGUUUGACAAAGCUCUCGUCCUCUACGAAGGCCGUCAGAUAUAUUUCGGAAAGACCACGGAAGCUAAACAAUACUUCGUCAACAUGGGUUUCGUGUGCCCCGACCGUCAGACCGACGCAGAUUUCUUGACUUCUAUGACGAGUGCGUUGGAGCGCGUGGUACGGCCUGGUUGGGAGAACAGAGUCCCUCGCACUCCUGACGAGUUCGCUGAGAGGUGGUUGAACUCGCCCGAACGCGCGGCAUUGUUGCAGCAGAUUGAGGCUUAUGACCAGCGAUACCCCAUUGGUGGCGAAGCUGCUCAAGCAUUCAAAGAGUCUCGAGACAUGCAGAAGGCCAAGAGUCUCAGUGAAAAGUCGCCCUUCACCCUUUCGUACAUUCAGCUAGUUAAUCUUUGUCUAUGGCGAGGCUUCGUACGCCUGAAGGCCACUCCCGGCAUCACUCUCACGCAACUUUCGGCCAAUUCCGUCGCAGCUCUCGUCGUCUCGUCUGUCUUCUACAACCUCGGACCAACGACUGGCAGUUUCUAUUCACGCUCUGCUCUGCUCUUCUACGCCAUCCUUCUGUCCGCCUUCAGUUCCGCCCUCGAGAUCUUGAGUCUUUACGCCCAACGUCCGAUUGUUGAAAAGCACGCCCGUUACGCACUCUACCAUCCCUCUGCCGAAGCCUGGGCUAGUAUGAUUACCGAUGUACCUUACAAAGUUGUCAACGCGAUCACGUUUAACCUCAUUUUAUACUUUAUGUCGAACCUCAGGCGCGAGCCCGGCAACUUCUUCUUCUUCAUCCUCGUCUCUCUCACAUUGACAUUAACCAUGUCCAUGUUGUUCCGAUCGAUUGCCUCUAUGACCCGGACCCUAGAACAGGCGCUUGCACCCGCUGCUAUCUUGAUCCUCGGUCUCGUCAUGUAUACAGGUUUCACGGUUCCUCCUACGUACAUGUUGGGCUGGUCAAAAUGGAUGCGUCGUGUCAACCCCGUCGCGUAUGGAUUCGAAGCCCUCAUGGUCAACGAGUUCCACGACAGGCAGUUCGAAUGUGACCAGUACGUACCCUCCGGUUUAGGCUACGAGAACGCUUCCGGUCUCCUUCACGCCUGUUCGGCUGUCGGCUCUGUCACCGGGCAGCCCUUCGUUUCUGGAACCGACUACAUCAGAUCAUCUUUUGACUACAAGGCUUCGAACAAGUGGCGCAACUACGGUAUCAUGUGGGCCUUUUUGAUCAUUUUCAUGGCGAUACAUUUGGCCGCUACCGAAUUCAUCUCAGCCAAGAAGUCCAAGGGUGAAGUUUUGCUCUUUCGUCGUGGUCACCAAUUCGCUGCCGCUAAGAACUCCUCUACCGAUGACGUGGAAUCCUCUCCCGCUGGCCGCAGCGUUACUGUCCAGCAGGACAACUCGGACAACAUUGCUAGCAUUAUCGAACGUCAAACCGCAGUCUUCCAGUGGAGGAACGUCUGCUACGAUAUCAAGAUCAAGAAUGAGGAUCGCCGCAUUCUUGACCAUGUCGAUGGUUGGGUCAAGCCUGGAACUCUGACUGCGCUCAUGGGUGUAUCCGGUGCUGGUAAGACUACACUAUUGGAUGUGCUGGCUACGCGUACAACAAUGGGUGUUAUCUCUGGUGAAAUGUUGGUUGAUGGCAACCCCCGCGACGAGUCUUUCCAACGCAAGACCGGUUAUGCGCAACAACAGGAUCUCCAUCUCGCCACGGCCACUGUUCGCGAAGCGCUCACCUUCUCCGCUAUUCUUCGUCAACCAGCUCACGUUUCACGUCAAGAAAAGAUCAAAUAUGUCGACGAGGUCAUCAAGCUUCUGGACAUGUCUGAGUACGCUGAUGCCGUUGUCGGUGUGCCCGGUGAAGGUCUCAACGUUGAGCAGCGCAAGCGUCUCACAAUUGGUGUAGAACUGGCUGCUAAGCCCGCUCUCUUGUUGUUCCUGGAUGAACCUACCUCUGGUCUCGACUCUCAAACAUCCUGGGCUAUUCUCGAUCUCCUCGACAAGUUGAAGAAGAACGGACAGGCAAUUCUUUGCACCAUCCAUCAGCCCAGUGCCAUGUUGUUCCAGCGCUUCGAUCGUCUCCUGUUCCUUGCGCGUGGUGGACGCACAGUCUACUACGGCGAUGUCGGUCAAAAUUCACGGAUUCUUGUCGACUACUUCGUUCGCAACGGUGCUCAUCCCUGCCCUCCUGAAGCUAACCCAGCCGAAUGGAUGUUGGAGGUCAUUGGCGCGGCUCCUGGAUCCCACUCUGACAUCGACUGGCCCAAGACAUGGCGUAGUUCCCCAGAGUACGCCGAGGUUCAGCGUCAUCUCGAUGAGCUGCAAUACGAGCGCUCUCGUGCUAAUCAGCUUGAGCGUACUGCGUCUGCGCAGCGACGAGAGGACAAAGCGGCUUAUCGCGAGUUCGCUGCGCCCUUCAUGACUCAGCUCCGUGAGACUACCCUCCGUGUCUUUCAACAAUACUGGCGCACACCAUCGUACAUCUACUCGAAGACGAUGCUCUGUGUCCUGUCGGCCUUGUUCAUCGGUUUCUCGCUCUACAUGAUGCCAAACACCCAGACCGGUCUCCAAAACCAAAUGUUCGGUAUCUUCAUGUUGCUGACCAUCUUCGGUCAAUUGAACCAGCAAAUCAUGCCUCACUUUGUCACGCAGCGAUCCCUCUACGAAGUACGUGAACGCCCAAGCAAGACAUACUCGUGGAAGGGCUUUAUGCUUUCCAACAUCAUUGUCGAACUUCCCUGGAACUCACUCAUGGGUGUACUCAUGUUCUUCUGCUGGUACUACCCCAUUGGUCUCUACCGCAACGCCGAGCCUACCGACGAGGUCAAUCUCCGUGGUUUCAUGGCCUUCCUCUUCGUCUGGAUGUUCAUGAUGUUCACCUCGACCUUUACCCACAUGGUCAUUGCCGGUGUCGAAACCUCGGAGACGGGUGGUAACAUUGCCAACUUGAUGUUCGCCAUGUGUCUCAUCUUCUGUGGUGUCCUCGCCCAGCCUGGACAAUUCCCCGGCUUCUGGAUCUUCAUGUACCGCGUCUCACCCUUUACUUACCUCGUGUCUGGCAUGUUGUCCGUCGGUCUAGCCAACAACGUCGUCGUAUGUGCGGACAAUGAAUACGUCCGCUUUGAGCCUCCGACGAACCAGACGUGCGGACAAUACAUAGCCGACUAUAUAGACCGCAAGGGUGGCUACAUCAACAACCCCAUGUCCUCGGCCGGCUGCGAAUACUGCGCCAUUGGCGACACUAAUCAGUUCCUCGAAAACAUCACGUCAAAGUACAGUGAGGCAUGGCGCAACUUUGGUAUCCUCUGGGGCUACGUCAUCUUCAACAUCUUCAUGGCACUCUUUCUCUACUGGCUCAUCCGCGUACCAAAGGGCGACUUCAAAAAGGCAAAGAAGACCGACUCCAAGUCCGCAGUCGUCGCCCCACAACCCGAACCCUCCCGUCCUUCCCCCGACGACGCCCAGACCGGAGACAAGGAGAUUGAGCCCGCGAGACAAUACCGCUCCAUCACUGGUGGACAAACUCCACCCCGUCAAGAGAGUUCAGAGAAGGUGUGA
This is a messenger RNA of Plenodomus lingam JN3, 5949 nucleotides long. RefSeq lists its product as uncharacterized. Gene Ontology annotation, cellular component: membrane. The record is from RefSeq and is a predicted model, not a curated record. Gene Ontology annotation, molecular function: ATP hydrolysis activity; ABC-type transporter activity; ATP binding. Gene Ontology annotation, biological process: transmembrane transport. Lineage: Eukaryota; Fungi; Ascomycota; Dothideomycetes; Pleosporales; Leptosphaeriaceae.